AUGGCCCUGUCUGUCAGCCUGUGGUUGUGUCUCUACCUGCCGCUGCUGUUUUCUGACGCUAAGACCGUCUGGGAACACGGCGGUCAGCACGACGCCCGUGACAAACCCUCAUCCCGUGUCAAACUGGAACCCCUCUGGAUCACCAAACAGCUCAGGACCUCAGAUGACAUCCCCAACCAGAGCCUCCCCAUUCCUGAGAUGCUGGAUCUGGACCUGGACCAGCACCGCCGCCUGGCCCGUGGCGCAGACGAGGAGGAGCAACAGUCCACCUUCAGCCAGUCCUUUGAGAAUGACUCAGUGACAGCGCCGCAUCCCACCGACUUCAACAAUGGAACAAAAUUCAUUGCAGGUGAUGAUAAUAAUGUCAGUCUCCAUGGAAACGCCUCCAGCUCUGACCAUGAUGUCCCAGGACUCUUCAACCCCUUCUACCCGCUGGCGGACAGUUCGUACGCUGCCUACGCAGUCCUGUUCCUGGCAGGCCUGGUGCUGGCGGUGGGCGUGGUGGGCAACAUGGCUGUCAUGUGUAUCGUGUGGAACAACUACUACAUGAGGUCUGCAUGGAACUACCUGCUGGCCAGCAUGGCAUUCUGGGACUUCCUGGUCCUGGUGCUCUGCCUUCCUGUGGUGGUCCUCAACCAGCUCUCCCACAGGAGAAUCCUGGGUGACAUCACCUGCCGCAUGGUGCCUUAUAUGGAGGCCGUGUCUCUGGGCAUCACCUCCUUCACUCUGUGCGCUCUGGGUAUCGAUCGUUUCCACGCCGCCACCUCCUCGUCCCAGCCGAAGACACGGCGGGUGGAGCGCUGCCGCUCCGUGCUGCUGAAGCUGCUGCUGGUGUGGCUCGCCGCUCUGCUGCUGUCCAGCCCUGAGAUCUUCCUGUGGCAGCUGAGCCAGGCCGUGUCCCCGUCCACCGGCCGGCUGGUCGACUCCUGCACCAUCACCCCCUCCUCCCCUCUGUCCCUCUACCUGCCCGACUCCCUCCACUCUCUGCUGCUCAGGUAUCACCAGGGUCGUAUGUGGUGGUGUUUUGGCUGCUACUUCUGCCUCCCCGUCCUCUUCACCCUCCUCUGCCAGAUGGCCACCCGCAACGUCAACAGCGACUCCAGCUCUGCCCAAAAGCAGCGUAACCUCGACGACCGUUCCUCCAAUCAGAAGCGGCAGCAGCACCAGGCGGUGGAGCGGCAGCUGAACUGCACACUGUUAGCUUUGGCUGUGGUUUACGGCGUGUGCGCUCUGCCCGAACACGUGUGCAACAUCACGCUGGCCUACACACACAUCACCGUCUCUGAGGACACGGCCGCCAUGCUGGCGCUGUUGCAUCACUUCCUGUUGUUCUUCAAGUCGUCUGUGACGCCUGUGCUGCUGCUGUGUCUGUGUAAGGCUCUCGGCCAGGCCUUCAUGGACUGCUGCUGCUGCUGCUGUCAGGAAUGUCAGCCAACUGCAGCUCAAGGCUCUCCAAGCUCCGCCCAGCUCAAACUGAAGGCAGCCAAUGAGACGUCCAUCUUCUUCGACAAGGCUAAAGACACGUCGGCCAUCUUGUCCAUCUCCAGCUAGAGCCACAUGUUCGUCUUCAACCAUCAUUCCCUCCAUCAGUCAGUCC
Scatophagus argus is the source of this 1597-nucleotide messenger RNA. Its product is annotated as G-protein coupled receptor 37-like 1. Bases 1 to 1551 code for a protein of 516 amino acids. NCBI's taxonomy places the organism in Eukaryota, Metazoa, Chordata, Actinopteri, Scatophagidae. The transcript has 4 exons. The record is from RefSeq and is a predicted model, not a curated record. Gene Ontology annotation, cellular component: signaling receptor complex; plasma membrane. Gene Ontology annotation, molecular function: G protein-coupled peptide receptor activity. Gene Ontology annotation, biological process: positive regulation of MAPK cascade; adenylate cyclase-inhibiting G protein-coupled receptor signaling pathway.